AUGGAUCAGUACGCGAAAGAGAGGCUGAGGAAGAUCAUUGCGUUGCUGGAAAGCGGUAUUGAUAGCAACUUAGGCCCGCAGCUCGAUACCAUCCUCAGCAAGGACGAUCAGGUUGGUGAGGGUAAAGAUAGCUCCCACUCCGCCUGCAUCGAGGAGACGGCCCCAAAUUCGGCAUUAGACACUUGCUCAGCCACCUUGCUCAGCGAGGUCGCCGCCGACGAGUCUCCUCUAGCGGCUCUUGGGCGACAUGCGUUCCGCGCCGCCGAAAACGAAGCUCAAGCCCUCCUUCGAGCCGAGAAGAAGCGGUUGGAAGAACGUCUUGCCACCAGCCCCCUGGCGAAGGGGAUAUACUGGAAGCGGUGUAAUGGACAGUGGGUUAAUGGACUGGGUGACGUGCUUGUGGACAGUGGUCGUGGCGGAAACGAGGGAACCAUGGUUGCUGGAACAGAAGCCCGAGGUGUCAUGAUGGAUCAGGAAGGGGUGGAUGAGCGUGGAAGCAUGGGUGCUGCUUCUACUCUUGCUCAAGAUCACGUCGACGAAGGAGUCGCUGACUUGUCGACGCUGACCUGGACCUCUACACCCAAUUUAGCGAUGAGCACUACCGCGGCCACAAGCAUUUCCUCCCUCUCCCUCGGAAGCCCGAACUUAUCCGACACUACACCGUUGAAACCUACGGUCUGCACCGGUAGCCUCGCCGUCCCAAACAGUGCCGACUCCAAGGCUGGGCACUACGGCUACGCCCUGCUCUGUCACGAUGAUGUGAGUCCUGGCCAAGGUGCACUACCCUCGAGCUCCCUACUUGCCAGCCAGGCUUGUCUAGCCAAUUUCUCAUCGUUUGAAUAUCUCAUGCUCCAAAAUCGAGAACAACUAGUCCGUUCCGGACAGUGUAGGGAAGAGGAUCUCUGCAUCACUUGCUGGGCAUACAACCGCGCCGCCGUCAGGGCACAGGUCAAGAAGGACGUACUGGUAGAGCAGGCUUGUAACGGGGAUAAGCAUGAUGAGUGA
This is a messenger RNA of Cladophialophora psammophila CBS 110553, 1005 nucleotides long. RefSeq lists its product as uncharacterized. The transcript has a single exon. The coding region runs from base 1 to 1005 and encodes 334 amino acids. NCBI's taxonomy places the organism in Eukaryota, Fungi, Ascomycota, Eurotiomycetes, Chaetothyriales, Herpotrichiellaceae. The record is from RefSeq and is a predicted model, not a curated record.